CCAAAUCCUUCACCCCUAUAAAUAAUCCCCUGUUUCUUUGCAUCAAUGCCCCUGCAAUCCCAAGAGUUCACAAAUUCUCCCCUGUUUUUUCUCAAAAUCACUUUUUCUACCACAGAUAAUUUGAAGAUGAAUCGAAGAAACAGUAGAGAAGGAGGUGCGCCGAAGUUGGAGCUGAAACUGAACCUGUCGCCGCCGAGAGGCGGAGGAAACAGAGGAGUGGAAUCGCCGAACCGGUCAGCCACCGUGUCGCCGACGUCGCCGCCGAGCUCAUGUGUGUCGUCGGAGGCGGCGAGAUCGUAUUCGAACAGCCCUGAAACGGCGACGAUGAUGCUUGUGGGAUGUCCACGUUGCUUGAUGUACGUGAUGCUGUCGGAACAAGACCCGAAAUGUCCGAAAUGCAAAAGCACUGUCCUUCUCGAUGUUCUCCACGAUAAUACCGCCGUUAAAACCAGGCAAUCCUAGAGAGAGAAACAGACAGACAACAAACAUGGAGGUCUAGAGAGAGAAAACGAGUUCCACAUAGUUUUUUUUUUUUUUUUUUUUUAAAUUUUUAAAUGUAUUUGUCUCUGUUGGAUUUUUAUUUAUUUUUUUUCUUGGGAAUUUUUAGAUUUUCUUAAAUAGGAAAUUAGAAGAAAAAAAAGGAGGAUUUUAGAGAGAGAAAGAGAGAGGGGUAGUUUCGGGAUAAAGACAGAAUUUUCUCUCCCUUCUUUUAGCCACAAGGACGGUGUAAACCAGCGGUUAACUGCAAGUACCAAAUGUUUUCUUUUUA
This is a messenger RNA of Cucurbita moschata (crookneck pumpkin), 769 nucleotides long. RefSeq lists its product as uncharacterized. The record is from RefSeq and is a predicted model, not a curated record. Bases 46 to 462 code for a protein of 138 amino acids. NCBI's taxonomy places the organism in Eukaryota, Viridiplantae, Streptophyta, Magnoliopsida, Cucurbitales, Cucurbitaceae. The transcript has 2 exons.